Molecule: messenger RNA, 3010 nt
Organism: Humulus lupulus (European hop)
Lineage: Eukaryota; Viridiplantae; Streptophyta; Magnoliopsida; Rosales; Cannabaceae
Product: CO(2)-response secreted protease-like
Exons: 7
Coding region: 39-2375 (778 amino acids)
Biological process (GO): proteolysis
Molecular function (GO): serine-type endopeptidase activity
Source: RefSeq, a predicted model, not a curated record
UCACUUAACACACUAAUAAUCAAUACACACACACGACCAUGAAAUCCAUUUUGCUCAUUCCGGUAUUAUUUACUCUUGUUGUCACUUUCGUUUUCUCACUUCUUUUGGGAGAAACUAAAGCAGCUCAAGCUGGUGGGAGCAAUAACAAUGGCCUUUAUAUCGUCUACAUGGGAGCUUCACCCUCAACCGAUGGUUCCUUAAGAGAUGACCAUGCUAAACUUAUCAACUCUUUGUUCAGACGGAAAGCAAAUGCACUAGUUCAUACCUAUAAGCAUGGAUUUUCUGGUUUCGCGGCUCGUUUAUCAGAAGCAGAAGCACAAUCAGUGGCUCAAAAACCUGGUGUGGUGUCGGUUUUUCGUGAUCCCAUUCUAAAGCUCCACACAACUCAUUCAUGGGAUUUUCUCAAGUACCAAACAGCUCUUAAAAUCGACUCCUUUCCCAAAGAGAACUCCAGCUCUUUCUCUUCUUCUGCUUCAUCCAACGGUGGAGACACCAUCAUUGGUAUACUGGAUACGGGUAUUUGGCCGGAAUCAAAUAGUUUCAGCGAUGAAGGAAUGACUCCCAUUCCAACUGGCCGGUGGAAAGGAAAGUGCAUGGCUGGCCAUAACUUCAACUCCUCCAAUUGUAACAAGAAGCUGAUCGGGGCAAGAUUUUACGAUGAAGAAGAUGACGAUAUGCCGGAGGAGUACCAAACGGCAAGGGAUUUAGUCGGGCACGGAACACAUGUGGCAUCCACAGCAGCGGGGACUACCGUCACAGGUGCCUCCUACUAUGGCCUGGCAACGGGGACAGCCAAGGGUGGAUCACCUGGUUCGAGAAUCGCGGUCUAUAGGGUCUGCACGCCAGGGUGCCUUGGUUCGUCGAUAUUGAAGGCUUACGACGACGCCAUUGAAGACGGGGUCGACGUGCUCUCGCUCUCUCUUGGUGCUUCGGCGGCAUUUCAACCUGACUUGUACUCCGACCCCAUCGCUAUAGGGGCGUUCCACGCUGUGGAGAAGGGGAUUACCGUGGUGUGCUCAGCUGGGAACGAUGGACCAGAGCCGUCAACGGUUACCAACGCUGUGCCUUGGAUUUUGACCGUUGCUGCUACUACUAUUGACCGGGAUUUUGAAUCCAAUGUCUUGUUGGGCGGAAACAAAGUGAUCAAGGGAGGAGGCAUAAACUUCUCAGCUCUUAAAAAAACUGCUGAGUACCCAUUGAUAUACGCCAAGUCUGCCAAAAAAAGCGACGGGGAUGACGAUAGAGCCAGUAAUUGCCAAGAAGAAUCGUUGGACGGAAUAGCGAUUAAGGGGAACAUCGUUGUGUGUGAAAAGAAAGAUGGUUAUUCAACCUAUGACAAGAUAGAUACAGUGAAGAGUCUUGGAGGAAUAGGUGUUGUUAUCAUCGACGACGAAUCCAGGGCUGUCGCUGAUAAUUACAAAGCUUUUCCAGCCACUGUCAUCAGUUCAAAAGAUGCUACCAACAUCCUCUCCUACAUCAACUCGACCAAGAACCCAGUUGCUACAAUUUUGCCAACUGAGACGGUAACAGAGUAUAAACCAGCUCCUGCUGUGGCAUAUUUCUCGUCCAGAGGGCCUUCAUACAUUACCUCUAACAUGAUCAAGCCUGAUAUAGCAGCACCUGGUGUGAACAUUCUUGCGGCGUGGAUUGCCAACGACACAGAUGACACCCCUGCUGGUAAAGAUCCUUCACUAUUCAACGUUAUUUCAGGUACUUCCAUGUCAUGUCCACACGUCUCCGGUGUAGCCGCCACGGUCAAGUCCCAGCACCCCGAAUGGAGUCCCUCGGCAAUCAAAUCUGCUAUCAUGACAACAGCAAUCCAAACGAACAAUCUGAAAGCUCCAAUGACAACAAACUCCGGUUCUGUGGCAACACCCUUUGACUAUGGGGCAGGAGAAGUAACAACAGAAGGACCAUUACAGCCAGGGUUGGUUUACGAAACCACUAUUGUUGAUUACCUCAACUUUCUAUGCUAUUAUGGGUAUAACGAAUCGAAGAUUAAACUCAUCUCCAAAACCAUUCCUAACGAAUUUGCUUGCCCUAAAGACUCGAGCUCUGAUAAGAUAUCAAAUAUCAACUACCCCUCGAUAGCAAUCUCCAACUUCAAUGGGAGUGCGAGCAAGACUAUAAGCAGGGUCGUUAAGUAUGUUGGUGAUGGUGAAGCGAUUUUCACUGCUGCCACUGAGGCACCAAGUGGCUUAAACGUCACAGUGAAACCAGAAGAACUUAGAUUCAAGGGAUACAAUCAGACGUUGACUUAUCAAGUGACUUUCACAUUUCAUGGGGUGAUGGAAAAGAAUUCAAUGGGGGUAAUUUCUUGGACAAAUGAAAUGUAUAAUGUCCGUACCCCUUUUGUACUACUUCCCGGAAACUAGAUUUAAAAAAAAAAACAUAAAGCGACAAAUCAUUGUACUAUGGUCAAUUAGUAGUAAUGUAGUGGUAACCUAUGCUUAACUUCCAUAUUUUAAAUAAAAACAAAAACAAAAAAAAUUAGACUUUGACAUUUGCUAUGAUCAGCACAUAAUUAAACUAUGAAAGUGGGUGUCCAUUCUAAUGCAUAUGAGAAUAACCCAUGAAUUGAAGUUCGAUACGUGUAAAAAAAUAAAGAAGAAUCUACUUAAAGUAAUAGCACUAAAGUAAGAAUCUCACAUUCAGCUCCAUCACAAAAAAAAAUCUAUGGUCCAUGAUUCCAUCAGAUUAGCCUUGACAAUUAUGUAUAAAGAAGUAGAUGGAAGCUGUCUUGGAUAUAAGACAAUCCAAGCUUCAAUCAUGAACAUAGCAAAAUAUGAAUAAGUAAAGAAAAGAAAUGUGAAUAAAGAACAUCAUUUAUCACAUUCAUAUACUUGAAGAGAUCAAGAUAACAUCAUGAUGAUCAUCCCAGUAUCUAAAUUUAGAGAGGGGGAGGAAGAAGAUUUAUAGGAACAUGAAAUUCCACAGUUUUAAGGACUAAGAGGCUUUUCCCAUAAUGGAUUGAAAUAGCAUUCAGUAACCUCGACAUCCAAUUGAAAAA